GGAGACAAGAGAGUUAAGUUUUGGAUGAAACCACUAGAGGGGGACAACGUCUAUAUCCAACAGGGUGACAAUCAGAGAAGAAAACCACUCAAGCAAAUUACAACAGAGUCAGCCUGGAGCCAACAGUCUGCCAGAAGUUAAGGACCGAUUCUCUGACUCCCCCCAAUCCCAUUCCUCUCCGUGCUCCUUGUCCGAACGUGCGGACCGACCCCCACCCACCCCAGGCUGCAUCAGCAUGACAAAACAGUCGCCGGAGCUGAGCGUCCUGGCACCACCCGCUCUGUCCCACCUUGGAGAACAUCACGACCCUCAACUUGACUUCUGCAAAAAUGUGCCGCAGAGCUUUCCUCCAAGCGAUGUAGAUCGGAGCUCACCAGCCCGAAAUUGGCCUCACCACCCGGUUCAGAUGGCUCCUCAGCAGCCCCCGCGCUUGGAGAAACCCUCUGCGCGUUGCGGACAGAUCAGCAGCCCCGCGGGAUUCAUGGAUAAAGCCGCACAAACUCACUCAUCAUACCCAAAUGCAGAAGAUGCCCACUUGAAGCAGGAAACGUGGAGAUGUAAACGGGACAAAGGCUGCGCUGGCGGUGGGAAGAAGAAGAAUUAUCAGCGUUACCCAAAACCACCAUACUCAUAUCUUGCAAUGAUCGCUAUGGUAAUCCAACGGUCCCCGGAGAAGAAGCUGACGCUGUCUGAGAUCCUCAAGGAGAUCAGUACCCUCUUUCCAUUUUUCAAAGGAAACUACAAAGGCUGGAGGGACUCUGUGCGGCACAACCUCUCCUCUUAUGACUGUUUUGUUAAGGUGUUGAAGGAUCCAGGCAAGCCUCAGGGAAAAGGAAAUUUCUGGACAGUGGAGUUGAGCCGUGUUCCUCUGGAGCUGCUUAAGAGGCAGAACACAGCCGUGUCACGCCAAGAUGAGACUAUCUUCGCUCAGGAUCUAGCCCCCUACAUUCUGCAGGGACACAACCCAGAAUCUGAGCCACCCCAUGAACCUGUGACCUCUCUCCCACUCGUGCCUGUAAAUCCUUCACCCCCGCAAGAGGACUUGUUCCGACCCAAACUGGACUCAUCCUUUGCCAUCGACUCCUUGCUACACAGCCUGCGGCCAACAAGUGCUUCUGGUGAUGUUGACCUGUCUGCUAAAGACUGCUGGGGUGAGGUGGAGCGGCCUCGGCUCUCACAGGCUCAACGACCUCGUUACAUCUCCACCACCCGUAGUGCCUCUGCCAGCUCUGCAAGCCCUGCCUCCACCUCCUCCUCCUCCUCUUCCUCUUCUGAUGAGGAAUGGAAAGGAGUAUCCCACACUGGGAAGCGCCUUCCUCCUUAUGGUGAGGCAGGGUCAGAUGGUUAUGAGGAGUGCAGACCGCCACUGCAUAAAUCAGCAAGACGAGAAACUGUUGCACCUCCAUGGGAGCUCCCUACCUCCUAUGCUAAGUAUGCUCCCCCCAAUGCUGUUGCCCCACCUAGCAUGCGAUUUAACGGAGGACCUCUAAUGCCGCUGCAUGGCGGACUACCCCUUUAUGGCUAUGGUGGCUCUCCUGUGGCACCUGGUCACUUCUUAGGUCAUGCCUAUUGGCCCAUCCUUCCCAGCAGACGGGUCUCAGUUCAAGCCCCUCCCCUACUCAUGGACCUGGACAACAUGUUGCAAUCUGUGCCUCCAAAUAAGAGUGUGUUUGAUGCACUGGUAGCAACCAAUCAGAACUCACACUCACAUCAUCAACCACAGAGUCAGUUUGCCCUGCAGAACGGGGCUCCUGUAAACAGGUACCAUCAGUACUGAAGGUCAGACUGAAUUACUGCCACUAAACUAGACACUAAAAUACCAUAAGGUGGGAGGUUUUAGUUUUUCAGGUCAGUUUUUCUUGAAGAAUCUGUGGAGUAUUACAUAAUUUCAUUGAAGCAAAACUACCUCAAACUAUAUAACAAAGCAAAUAUCUACCUCAAUGUUUCAGUGAAACUUUGUACUACUACAAGCUCUUUGCACUGCAGAUCUUGUUUGCACUAUUUUUAUUGGCAUGCUGUACCUAUUGCGACUGCUGAAUGUAUUGUUUGUACAAUCCCAUAGAAGCUGUGAUGACCUCAACUGUUAAAUGUAGUAAAUUUGAGCUAAAAAAAAAGUCAAAGACCUUGUUAAUUUAACCAGGAUAAAACUAUAAUCUUGGACUAUUUGGUAGAUAAGUUGCAUAAUUUCAGUGAAAAGACUCAUUUUUGUGUUUAUACAUUUAUGCUAUAACACAGGACUGUUAGCUGUCUUAAAGGUUAUCCCUGUGUUAGAUGAUUUUAGCAGGCCUGAAUGGUUUGUGUUAUUUCUCUGUGCUAUUGUUUCUCUUUAUCUUUUACUUGUAAAGAAAAACCAGAGAAUCCCACACACUUACACACUUAUGUGCAACUAAUAUAGUGAAAGUGGAUUUACCACACAACUACCUCAAACUGUACCCUCUCUAUUUGCACUAUUUUACUCUCAUUCUGUUCAUCUUCCACUGGAAACUGUGUUAAGUCUCCCUACCAUGAUGUGAAUGUUUUCAGCUUUCUGUGGUAUUGUUAAAGAUAAAUGCAGUCAAUAACUGAAGUGAGAAGUUAGCUGUGAAGUUUUAAGUGUCCAAGGAAAGUUGUGGUGUUGAACAGGGUUUCUAAUAAAUGCUGUAUGUUUUAA
Molecule: messenger RNA, 2650 nt
Organism: Melanotaenia boesemani (Boeseman's rainbowfish)
Lineage: Eukaryota; Metazoa; Chordata; Actinopteri; Atheriniformes; Melanotaeniidae
Gene: foxh1
Product: forkhead box H1
Exons: 4
Coding region: 236-1777 (513 amino acids)
Biological process (GO): regulation of DNA-templated transcription
Molecular function (GO): sequence-specific DNA binding; DNA-binding transcription factor activity
Source: RefSeq, a predicted model, not a curated record